UCCCAAUAAAAUUGCGCGAAACGAGGCCAAAGGUUACAAAUGGCGGGAAAUAAUGACAUGGAACAAGUAACAAAAAGCAUUGAUCCUCCGAAUACUACGCCUCCUAAUGCUUUUUUUAGCGAAGAAGAUCGUGUUCAAAUGCUCAGCGGUGUAUGUCCACGGAAAAUAACAAAAGAUUCUUUAAAGCAAUGGUUGAGUUAUCGAAAAGGCACGUCAAGAAAUGGAAGCGCUUCCUCCAACGACAACAAACCCGAGUUGUUURGAAGGGUUAUAAGCUAUAUUAAAAACAAAUGGGAGAAUGAUUUUGUCGAGAAAUGGAAACAUUUGUUGCAAACAUCGUCCGAGCCAGUUGUGCAAACACAGCCAAGCACAUCAAAAAGCAGUGUAGACGUAUUUCCUGGAGCAGCUGAUUGGUCAACACUUGUUCGAGCAAGGAAUGACUGUCCUCCGUUCACCAUCCAAAAUAUUCUUGAAUAUUUUAUUUACAGAAAGUCAAAGGAUAAAGAAUCAAAUGAUGAUUACAAGAAUGUUUGUUCAAAGGCGUAUGGCCUUUUCAAACAUGGACACAUUCAAAAGAUUGAACUUGCGACUGAUGAAACCUACGUUCACAUUCGUGCUGAUUGCUUGCCAGAAAUGAAAAAAAGUUUGAAGUAUAAAUUGAAUAUGUCAAUGGAUAAAAAGGGAGAUAUUGUGUAUGCAAACUGUUCUCCAUGCCCUGCAGGGAAGGGGCCAUUUGCAUCCUGUAAACAUAUAGCUGGACUUUGCUAUGCUUUAGAAGAAUUUAGUCGACUGAACUCUCUGAGAGAAUUUGAAACCUGUACAGAUCGGUUACAAACAUGGAAUCAGCCAAGAAAAAGGAAGUUAGAUCCUGAAAAUGUGUAUGACAUAGACUUUUCAAGAAAGAUUUAUGGUAGACCUGCAAAGGAAGCAAAAACUGAGUUGCAUGAUCCCAGACUCCCUUGCUACAGACAAGAAAAUCCAAAGGAGGCAAACAAGUGUCUUCUUAGUUUAAUUAAUGAAAGAGUUAAUCCAAAUUGUGGGUUCUUUUUCUUAUUGUCAGAUGAACCAUUGAAAAAGGAUUGCAGUGUAGUUUACACUAUGCCCCUUUCUGAGAAACAACCACUGUCAAAACAAGAUAUUCUAGAUAGAGCAUCAGCAAUAAAAAAAAGGUUAUUUGUAGAUGACAAGACAAGACAAGAAAUUAAAGAAGCUACAAAAAAUCAAAGUGAGAGUGAUGAUUGGUUUUACCACAGGAAAGUGAGAAUCACUGCUUCUAAGUGCAAAAGAGCAUUAUUAAGGCCAACAACAAGCCCAARCAAAGCAAUAAGUGAGAUACUAGGAAUAAAUAGCAGCUUUCAGAGUUCAAAAAUGGCCCAAGGACUUAAAGAUGAAAAGAAAAUUUUAAAAAUAUACCAGGAUCUUAUCGGAUGUGGCCCUGUAGAUAAGGCAGGUUUCAGCAUCUCCAAGACUCAUGCAUUCCUUGGUGCAUCCCCUGAUGGUGAAAUUGAUGGUGGUCUUGUGGAGGUAAAGAGGAUCUUCCCAAAAGAAGGUGAAUCCUUAAAGAAAGCAGCACUAUCAAGGCAUANUAUACACAGGAAUGAUAGGUUUUUAAGUAACAUUAUACCCAAGUUAGAGCAGUUCUAUGACUCACAUAUCCUCCUAGAGCUUGCUUAUCCUAGACUUAAACAUGGACUCAGCAGAGUCAGUAAGUACAUAUGUUUAGAACGUCAGCUUUAA
Messenger RNA from Exaiptasia diaphana, 1737 nucleotides. RefSeq lists its product as uncharacterized. The record is from RefSeq and is a predicted model, not a curated record. Lineage: Eukaryota; Metazoa; Cnidaria; Anthozoa; Actiniaria; Aiptasiidae. Bases 40 to 1737 code for a protein of 565 amino acids. The transcript has 2 exons.